AUGACGUCCACAGCUGGUACCUAUCGCUUACCACCCAACGCAGCCCCGUCGUCAUCAGGCUCUGACACGGAUGACUUGGACGAUGGCUGCUCCGACUGGGCAUCGUCCUUCGGCGAGGCCAGGCGGACCAAGUCCCUGUUCGACGACACCGUCCACGCCUCGCCAGAGUUGGCGAUGAAGCACGAUGCUAGUCUGCACAGAUUUGACCUGGACGCGGUUUGCAAGGACAGGGAGCUGGAUAUGUAUGGCAGGAUACGGCUGGUCAAUCUGAUACGGCGAGAUGGCUUGAAUCCGGAUCAGGUGUCCACUUUAGGCAAAGAGUGGAUGACGGAUGACUCCUUGCUUCCACCUGUCAUCGCAGACGACCCUCUCCUUCAGUUCGGCUUCGACUCGUGGUCUGAUGAAGACGAAGAGCCUGCCUCGGCGCAAGUUCAACAUCUUCAGAAAGAGCUCGCUGCGGCGCAGGCAUUGCUGCAGCAGACCAUGGCGGACGAUCUCCCUUCAACCGGAGAAAAGAAGCGCGACGACGACUCGCACUACUUUGACUCCUACGCCGAGAACGAUAUCCACGAAAUCAUGCUCAAGGACACGCAACGGACGGUCUCAUAUGCGCGUUUCAUCCUGUCGAACCCGGCCAUCUUCAAGGACGCCGUGGUCAUGGAUGUUGGCUGUGGAACUGGUAUUCUGUCGAUGUUUGCGGCCAAGGCUGGCGCCAAGAAGGUCUACGCCAUUGAGGCAUCGGGCCUAGCUUCAAAGGCAAGGGAGAACAUCAAGAACAACGGACUUGAGCAGAUCAUCACUGUGAUACAGAGCAAAGUCGAGGAUAUCAAGGUGGAGCGAGAGGUCGACGUGGUGAUCAGCGAAUGGAUGGGUUAUGCCCUACUCUACGAAUCCAUGCUGGAUAGCGUCCUAUACGCUAGGGACCACUUCAUGAAGGAGGGCGGCUUGAUGGCGCCGAGCCAGACUGCCAUGAAGCUUGUCGGUAUCACCGGCGAGAGACUGUGGAAGGAGAGGAUAGACUUUUGGCAGUCAGUCUAUGGCUUCAAUAUGACGGCCAUGGACAAGGUGUACUAUGACGAAGGGUUGGUCGAGGUGGUCGAUGCGGCCGAGGUAUUGACCUCAGAGGCAGUCGUGCGAAACAUCGACACACACACUGCCACGCCGAAAUCGCUCGACUUUCACUCGUCCUUCACACUCAAGGCGGAAAGUACUGGAUCAAUUCGCGCCUUCCUAACCUACUUUGACACCUUCUUUUCCCCCGUACCCGGACAGACGUUCGACUCUGUAGACCUGUCGGUCCUCCCAACAGGUCUGGCCAACGUCGAGCCGGUCGCUCCUGGGGUAAUCAGCUUCACCACCGGUCCUCGCGGCAAGGAGACGCACUGGCGACAGGUAGCAUUCCUGCUGAAAACACCCAUUGAGCUUACAAAAGGCGACGAGCUUCGAGGCAGAUUCUACUGCCGGAAAUCCAGCAACAACUCGCGCGAGCUGGACGUGGAGAUUCACUACGAGGUUGGCGGCGAGACGAGGGUGCAACUUUUCAAAGUCAGAUAG
This is a messenger RNA of Dioszegia hungarica, 1554 nucleotides long. RefSeq names its product S-adenosyl-L-methionine-dependent methyltransferase. The coding region runs from base 1 to 1554 and encodes 517 amino acids. Lineage: Eukaryota; Fungi; Basidiomycota; Tremellomycetes; Tremellales; Bulleribasidiaceae. Gene Ontology annotation, cellular component: nucleus. Gene Ontology annotation, molecular function: protein-arginine N-methyltransferase activity. The transcript is spliced from 9 exons. The record is from RefSeq and is a predicted model, not a curated record. Gene Ontology annotation, biological process: peptidyl-arginine methylation.